Messenger RNA from Scylla paramamosain (green mud crab), 1728 nucleotides. RefSeq names its product peroxisomal N(1)-acetyl-spermine/spermidine oxidase-like. The record is from RefSeq and is a predicted model, not a curated record. Gene Ontology annotation, molecular function: polyamine oxidase activity. NCBI's taxonomy places the organism in Eukaryota, Metazoa, Arthropoda, Malacostraca, Decapoda, Portunidae.
UGUGGGAAGACAGCGGAAGCGGCAGUCAUCAAGAUGAACACACGUCACCCUUUCGUUGCUGCGGUGUUUCUUUCCACUUUGAUUCUUGAUGUCGUAGUCGAAGUGUCAGCCUCGCCGCUGGGGGAGGCUGGCUCCUACUGCUGCACGCAACGGAAUCAUGACGCCUGGACAGAAAUCGCGACAGAGGUGGACGUGGUUGUGGUAGGCGGUGGCGUGGCUGGUCUCACCGCCAUCAACACUCUCCUUAAUCAUAACGUUACUGACGUGGUGCUUCUCGAGGCCCAGGACCGGCUUGGAGGAAGAGUCCGCACUUACAGACAAGAUGGGGUGGUGGUGGAGGACGGCGCCGAGUGGAUCCACGGAGACGAGAGGAACGCCUUACACCGUCUCGCCAGCAGCCUCCUCGAACUGGAUGAGAACCCACCGGCGGAUGACGACUGGGACUGGCACUGGGUGACGGAAGAGGGCCAGCCGGGAAGAGUCCUCGACUACGCAAAGCUCAUGAAACUGUUCGAAGAAACAGAACAGCCGGGAUUGCUGGAGCCUUACUACGACACAGGCUAUGGCUACUACUACCUCGACAGGUUCCCGGAAGUGUUCCCGCCCUCCACCCCGCACCAGGAGGGACUGCUGCAUUACCUUCACCAGAUAGUAAAUUCCGAUGAAGGAACAGGUUCCUGGUUGGAUAUGUCCGCAGAGGAUGCCGACCAGUACGAGCACCAGGGGGAGGACUUUCAGUGGAAGAACGGUUACGACACACUCAUCACGUACCUCAAGGAGACGAUACCGGAGACCGUCGUUCACCUCUCGACCCCGGUGACUCAGGUGGUGUGGGAUUGCCCUGAAUUCCCGUCGCAGGCGUUAGUGGUGACCCAGAACGGCAAGGCUUUCCGCGCCCGGUACAUCCUCGUCACCGUGCCCUCCGCCUACCUGCAAAAGAACCAUCUCACUAUGUUCCAGCCUCGUCUCCCCAGUGACUUCCUGCAUAACCUGGAGGGCGUGAGGCUCGGCGUGGCCAACAAGAUACAAGUAGGGUGGGCGGAGCCUUGGUGGGGCAAGGGACUCUACGCACUCGACAUCCUGUGGAGUCACUUCAACCUCCCGCCCCACAUGUGUUGGUUGUACAGCGUCGUGAGCGCGUUCAGCGUGCACCAACAGAAGGCAGUGGUGGAGCUGUUCGUCACGGGUAACAGCUCUCUCUACAUGGAGGAGCUACAGGAGGACGAGGUGAAGGACCAUGUAAUGCACCUUAUCAGGAAGGCUUCCGGUCAGGCCGUGCCGGAACCCACUUUCUUCAGGAGGACGAGAUGGAGCCGCGACCCAUGGACUCUGGGUUCGUACGCCACCUACAUCACCGUGGAGGGGCACGAAGCCGGGCUGCGCAACCACAGUCAGCUAGCCCAGCCCAUCAAGAACUCUGCAGGCCACACGGUGUUGCUUUGGGCUGGAGAGCAUACCCACAACACUCGUUACGGGACAGUGGACGGGGCCAUGGACACCGGAAAUGCGGAGGCCCUCAGGAUACUCGGCCUCCUCAAGCCAUCCUCGCCGUGAAGUGGAGGUCUUCAUCCACACCCUCCUCCUUUCAUCCUCUUCACCGUUAACCCCAUCAACCUUUCUCCUCCUGAUCUCCGACCUUUCUUUUGUCCUCGCCUAAUAUAUUCCUUUUUUUCUCUUUCCCCCUUUCAUCUCUCCCUUUCUUUUGUUCUCGCCUAAAACACUGAUUUA